UUGCAGACAAACAAACUCGCGCAGUUUGCAGACAUGGAGCGUUGGGCCGGCCGUGUAGCGCUGGUGACCGGUGCGUCUGUGGGGAUCGGGAACGCCACAGCCCGUGCACUGGUCCAGCAUGGCAUGAAGGUGGUGGGGUGUGCUCGGGACGUGGACAAGAUACGGGAAACUGCAGCUGAGCUGCAGCAGGCAGGUGCUGCAGGACAGCUGUAUCCUGUCCAGUGUGACCUGACAGUGGAAGCUGAGAUCAGAGCCAUGUUUGACAACAUCGAGGCUGAAGAUGGCGGUGUGGACGUCUGUAUCAACAACGCCGGUCUGGCCACCCAGGAUCGGCUUCUGUCCGGGAGUAUGGAGGCGUUCAGGACCAUGACAGAAGUGAACAUCCUGGCGCCUACCCUCUGUACCCAGCUGGCUGUGCAGCAGAUGAGGAAGCGAGGAGUGGAUGAUGGACACAUCAUCACCUUGAACAGUAUGUCUGGUCAUCGCGUUGGCGGUCUCGCGUUCUAUUCCAUGACGAAGUUUGCUACAAAGGCUUUAAAUGACGGUCUGAGGAUGGAGUUAAAAGAUAUGAAGUCACACAUCAGAACUACGUGCAUUUCCCCCGGACGAGUGGAGACAGAAUUCAUUCCGCGCAUCUAUAAAGAUGAUCCCCAGAAGGCACGAGAUCUGCACGCCGCGAUGGAAUGCCUACAAGCCAAGGACAUUGCUGAUACAGUUCUGUUCGUGUUGGGUGCCCCGCCACACGUGGAGGUGCAUGAUGUGCUGGUACGGCCCACAGAGCAGAAAUAGUACGUUCUAGUGACAGAAAUGGCGCUGUAUCAUGUCAACACUAGUAACUGCUGGAUUAUUCAAGACUGUUUAGUUUGUAUCAUGAGAGAAAUAAUUAUCAGUUCGUGGGACUGCGUUAAGGCAAGGAAGGUCUUCAGCAGCUCUGUUAUCCACUGUAGUAAUGGCUAUGAAGUAGUUACUCUAUUCACACACAUACAACUCCACAAGAUACCUUAGCUAGUCCAACUGCUCUCAAACAUGCCUGUCCUUGGUGCUGAACGCCAUCCAACACUGUGCAAUAGCGGCCUCUAGCGACUCAUGUCCCAAGUGUAGGUCAAUGUAACAGACUACGGUCAUACGACGGUAGACGAUGGAAUUUUUUGAGGGGUACCGGGUAGGGAUUUUCAAUUUUGCAAUUUCAGCUAUCAAUUAUUUUGUUAUACAAAUGCAAAUCAUAAUAUUAAGAAUGAAUACAUGAUUGUAGUGUGUAUGGAUACGAGUACCGUAAAGAUACUAGUAGCUGUAGGAUUAAAUACAUGUAUAGUUUAGAAGGGAGUAGGAUAGCUACAAAGAGUCUAGAUGUAUUGCAGAUGUAAUGAUUUUGGGAAGUUGAUGAUAUUUUUUGAACACGAGUAUAUUAAAACCUUAUGAACAACUUUUGA
Branchiostoma floridae (Florida lancelet) is the source of this 1430-nucleotide messenger RNA. Its product is annotated as dehydrogenase/reductase SDR family member 11-like. The record is from RefSeq and is a predicted model, not a curated record. NCBI's taxonomy places the organism in Eukaryota, Metazoa, Chordata, Leptocardii, Amphioxiformes, Branchiostomatidae. Gene Ontology annotation, molecular function: oxidoreductase activity. The transcript is spliced from 7 exons. Bases 34 to 789 code for a protein of 251 amino acids.